Molecule: messenger RNA, 1731 nt
Organism: Cololabis saira (Pacific saury)
Lineage: Eukaryota; Metazoa; Chordata; Actinopteri; Beloniformes; Belonidae
Gene: prmt3
Product: protein arginine methyltransferase 3
Exons: 16
Coding region: 31-1626 (531 amino acids)
Biological process (GO): peptidyl-arginine methylation
Cellular component (GO): nucleus
Molecular function (GO): protein-arginine N-methyltransferase activity
Source: RefSeq, a predicted model, not a curated record
CACCAGGAAGUGUCUCCUAACCACGGCAACAUGGCAGCAAACACAGACCCACACGGCAAUGGAACAGCCGAGGAGCAGAUGCCUGAUCUUUCCGACGGAGAUGAAGAUGAGGACGAGGAUGCAGAUGAAGAGCAGUGGCAGUGGGAGGAGGAGGAGGAGAGCCAGCCCGUCACCUGUCUGUUCUGCGACAGGUUGCUUAGCUCUGUCCCCGACACCCUGCAGCACUGCACCGCUGAACACCGGGUCAGCCUCGUAGACGUCAUAAGAAAACACGGUUUAGACGACUAUGGUUACAUAAAGAUGAUCAACUUCAUACGAUCAACAAAAUGUAGUCCAUCCUGCCUUGGGGGGCUGCCAGAGGGGCCCUUGCCCUGGGAGAGUGAAGACUUCCUGCGACCAGUCCUACAGGACGACCCACUACUUCAAGCUGACCCUGAAGAGCUCUGUGAGGGGUCGUGCUCGUCACGUGCAUGCCAGUCGUCCACGGCAGAGCCUUACGAUGUGCUGCAGCGCAGGGCCCAGGCCGCCGACGAGAGAGCUCGCUCUUCAGAAGAGGCUCUGGCCAGAGCCAUGGACGAUCUGCACAAACUCAAACUUCUGGCUCAGGGUUUGGUGCUGAAUGCAGAUACCAGCAAGUCCAGGAACCUGGGCACUGUGGGCGAGCUGCGUGAGGACGAGGACGAGGCCUACUUCAGCUCCUACGGCCAUUAUGGCAUCCAUGAGGAGAUGCUCAAGGAUAAAGUUCGUACGGAGUCUUACCGUGAUUUCAUGUACAGCAACUCUGAAGUAUUCAAAGACAAGGUGGUGCUUGACGUGGGCUGUGGGACGGGCAUCCUGUCCAUGUUUGCUGCCAGAGCCGGGGCCAAAAGAGUUAUUGCAGUGGACCAAUCAGAAAUCAUCUAUCAGGCCAUGGAUAUUGUUAGAUCCAAUCAGCUGGAGGAGAAGAUCACUCUAAUCAAAGGCCGGAUUGAGGACAUCAAGCUCCCUGUGGAGAAGGUGGACAUCAUCAUCUCAGAAUGGAUGGGAUACUUCUUGCUGUUUGAGUCCAUGUUGGACUCCGUCCUCUAUGCCAGAGACCUCUACUUGGCUGAUGGUGGCUCAGUUUACCCAGACCUUUGCAACAUCAGCCUGGCAGCUGUGGGAGACACACAGAAGCAUCAGGACCGCGUUGCAUUCUGGGAUGAUGUGUAUGGCUUCAACAUGGCCUGCAUGAAGAAGGCCGUGGUCCCCGAGGCCGUGGUUGAAGUAGUGAAUCCAGACACACUCAUCUCUGAACCUGCAGUCAUCCAGACCAUUGACUGUAACAGAGUGUGUCUGUCAGAGCUGGAGUUUACUGCAGAUUUCAGCUUGAAGAUGACAAAGACCACAGAGUGCACGGCAAUUGUUGGCUACUUCGACAUUUUCUUUGACAAAGACUGCAGCAACAAGGUUAUGUUCUCCACGGGACCUCAAGUCACCAAGACACACUGGAAGCAGACCGUCUUCAUUCUGGACAGGCCGGUACCAGCUCAGGCAGGGGAGGAACUCCAGGGGAAGGUCACUGUGCGCAAGAACAAGAAGGACCCUCGCUCGCUGUUUGUGACCUUUGACCUCUGGGGCAGGAAACAGACUUAUAGCCUGCAGUAAUGUCAGCCGUGUGGUGCGCCUAACAGACGUGUGUGCACGGACGGUUCAUGUACUCCAGCAGGUGGUAGCAGAAGAGAAUAAAACAAUUGAAUACAAAUUUUCCAA